Messenger RNA from Haemonchus placei, 390 nucleotides. The record is from the annotation of a GenBank genome assembly. NCBI's taxonomy places the organism in Eukaryota, Metazoa, Nematoda, Chromadorea, Rhabditida, Trichostrongylidae.
AUGAGUCAUCAAUGGGAGCUGUCGAUCGAUUGGUUUCGUACGACUGGUGCCGUGGACGGCACUCGAGUGACGGCCGUACACGGCACUCAACUGCCGUAUACGGCACCUAGUAUGAAUGCGGCCACUGUUGUCUCGCUGAGGGAAUCAGGCGGAGAGGCAGUUCCUGCGUGUAUUGGCAUCUUUCAUAGUCCACGACCGGUCGCGCGACCGGUCGUGGACUAUGAAAGAUGCCAUUCCCGUCAGCCAGGGCCUACGGACUACUUGAACUCGGUUCCUUUAAAUUUGCCGGAUGCGUCAUUUUUCUGCCCUUGUCUGGCGCACUCCCGUUUGAUGUGGACUUUGCGUGUUGUGCUCGCCUGUCCAAUGGGGCCCCCACCACCACCGCCGUAG